Messenger RNA from Meloidogyne enterolobii, 432 nucleotides. Lineage: Eukaryota; Metazoa; Nematoda; Chromadorea; Rhabditida; Meloidogynidae. The record is from the annotation of a GenBank genome assembly.
GCUGGCAAGAGCACAAGUGAAAGCAAUUUAACUGACAGGCCUGAACUAAAUCAACAGAAUUAUGAUGAAUAUGAAGACACAAAUGAAUUUCGAGAGUCUCAAUAUAAUGUCAAGGCUAUGUCAGUUGUAAAAUAUACAAUGCAAAAAGGCUUGAUUCAAUUUCCUUUACACCCUGUACAACAACAAAAAGAAAUUGAAAUCAUUGAAACUAAUGAAUUGGAUAAAAUCAAAGCAUUCAAAUCAGACGAUUCUUUCCUGUUUGGACCACCACCUCAACUGUUUCAGACUAAUAAUCAUAAAGCAAGCAUGUAUCCAGAUAAACUUGAAUUGACAAAUCUAUCGUUGGCCGCUAAUACUAGUAAAAACAAUAUAAGAAGACCACAACCUAUAGUAGUAAAACGAAAUGUAUUGCCAGAUAAACCGUAUCAAUAG